Poeciliopsis prolifica (blackstripe livebearer) is the source of this 2979-nucleotide messenger RNA. Its product is annotated as voltage-dependent calcium channel gamma-5 subunit. Lineage: Eukaryota; Metazoa; Chordata; Actinopteri; Cyprinodontiformes; Poeciliidae. Bases 370 to 1203 code for a protein of 277 amino acids. Gene Ontology annotation, biological process: positive regulation of synaptic transmission, glutamatergic; postsynaptic neurotransmitter receptor diffusion trapping; regulation of AMPA receptor activity. Gene Ontology annotation, cellular component: postsynaptic density membrane; AMPA glutamate receptor complex. The transcript has 7 exons. Gene Ontology annotation, molecular function: voltage-gated calcium channel activity; channel regulator activity. The record is from RefSeq and is a predicted model, not a curated record.
GUGUCAUGAGGACAAUCACAACACUGUCACGCUGAAAGCCGCCAGCGCUGCUCAUCAGAUCCGGCAUCAUCUGCACGCUGCGUCCCUCCCGCGCGCCUCACCUGUGAGGAGAGGAAGAGCGCGCGAGCCGUACGCUGCCACGUGCCGCACGUCUCGCGCUCCGCCAGUUUCUGCCUCGGACGGGAAGAGAAGCGGCGCGCGAGCUCAGCGCAGCAGGCGGAGUUGCGUUACAGCCCGCGAUAAAGUGGACGGACUGACCGCAAACACAGCGCGACGUGCAGAGGGAGAAGUUGCUCUUUGAUUUCCCCCCCAACGAAUCUGCUUUACGAAGCUCCGCUCUCUGCCGGCUCCUGAGGCUGAGGCUGCGGCAUGAGCCUGUGCGGCAGGAAGGCGCUGACGCUGCUGAGCAGCGUGUUCGCCGUCUGCGGCCUCGGCCUGCUGGGCAUCGCCGUGAGCACCGACUACUGGCUCUACCUGGAGGAGGGCGUCAUCCUUCCACUCAACCAGAGCACCGAGAUGCGCAUGUCGCUUCACUCCGGCCUCUGGAGGGUUUGCUUCCUCGCUGGUGAAGAGAAAGGCCGAUGUUUUACCAUUGAAUAUGUGAUGCCUACUAAUGUCCAAAUAACGUCUGAGUCCACCGUCAGUGUGCUCAAGAUGAUCCGCUCUGCUACACCGUUUCCUCUGGUCAGCCUCUUCUUCAUGUUCAUCGGCUUCGUGCUCAGCAACAUCGGCCAUAUCCGACCACAUCGCACUAUCCUGGCAUUUGUUUCUGGAAUCUUCUUCAUCCUCUCAGGUCUGUCUCUGGUUGUCGGUCUGGUUCUGUACAUCUCCAACAUCAACGAUGAAAUGUUGAACAGGACGAAAACUAACGAGGCUUACUUCAGCUACAAGUACGGCUGGUCUUUUGCAUUCGCCGCCAUCUCCUUCCUGCUGACAGAGACGGCGGGCGUCAUGUCGGUGUACCUGUUCAUGAAGCGAUACACGGCGGAGGAAAUGUACCGGCCCCAUCAGGGCUUCUACCGGCCCCGCCUCAGCAACUGCUCAGACUACUCCGGCCAGUUCCUCCACCCAGACGCCUGGGCGGGGCGGGGCCGCAGCCCCUCCUCCAUCUCCUCCGAGGCCUCCCUGCAGAUGAACUCCUCCAACUACCCCGCCCUCCUCAAAUGUCCAGAGUACGAACAGAUGUCCUCCUCGCCCUGCUGAGCUUUGGUUUUGGGUUUGAAGGAAGCGAAGCAUGAGGCUGCUCCAUGUGCUUCGGAUGGAAGAGGAAGGUUCAACUCCCGCUCCGUUAUUUAAUGACUCAUGCAGACUUUGCAUGUAACACACACACACACCCACACACACACAUCCAAACAUAUGGCUGGGAGGUUUACAUAGAAAGCAUUAACCAUUCGGUCUUGUUGCCGACUUUAAGGAAACUUUCUCACAAAAGUUUAUUUCAUUAAAAAAAAAAAGCUAUAUCAUAAAAUUUCUUUACAAGCUGCAGUUCACUGCUGCUAAUGUGUCGUGCAGAUUCUUUUUUUGAGCAUGUUUACAUUAUGUUAAGAACCACGUUUCAGAACAAACGGUUUGAAUGGCACAACUCUGCAGAGAUCCUCUCACACCACGUAAAAUCAACUUUAUUAUAUAAAACUCCUUUUUAUAUAAGCAAGAAGUUAUACGGGCAUAACAUGAUGGGAGUGAUUAUGAAAACUGGUGACUUUCAUUUGUGUAUUUAUUGUCUAAUUUCUAUUCUCAGAGUAUUUCACUGUACAUUCUCAUGUUUGACAAACCUUCGGUCAACUUCCAGAAGUAGAAUCGAUUUUAACCUCACUGCACUGGCACUAAGAAGAAACGACGGGUUUUGCAUUUUAAACCACUCAUGUAAAGGUGCAUUGAAGCUGUUAUUUGAAUUUGUGAAUGACUGUUUCAAUUUAUACGUACGUGUCAUGUGUACAUGCAAAGCUAAAUAUGCAUAUAUGUAUAGAUUUUACCUCGCUCUCUCGAUUUGUGGUGCAAAAAUGCACAGUAGCUUUACUUUGUAAAGCAGAAAAUGUGUUCUUGGCCCAGCAGGUUGGUACAGGAGGUGAAGUGAGGUAACAUUUCUAAAGAAAGCAAGCAAUCUGUUGAUUGUGGUCAUCAAAUCAAAUGGAUUUGCAGAUGUAAAGUGUGAUAAGACCGGAGGGGACGUGUGGUUACUCAUGUUUGAGGUGGAAUGUGAUUGAAGUCAGGUGGAGUUAAGAACUAUUUUCAUAUAAAAUUGUCGUGAAUGUAAGACGUGCUGAAAGAAAACACUGCGAAAAGAGAUUUCCUGCUUUGAAUACCUCCCCAGACGGGACAGUAUGCAGUAUUAACCCAAAUUACAGACAUAUUUUUGUAACACCUUGUAAGACCAGAACGUGCAGAUGUAUGUGUCUACAUGUGUGCAUUUAAUGCAGCAGCAAGCAUUCACUGGAUACAUAUAUUUAGUCUCGUGCAAUCACUUGCCCAGUGUUUUUAUUGAAAUUAUUGUCAUUAUAUGAUGUUGCAUGGUGUAAAUGCCACGUGAAAUUACUGGUUUGUAGCAUUCGGUCGCUGAAACGCGACACAUUCAGUGCAUCACAAAACACAAAGAGUUCAAGUCUCGCUCUUUUGGACCGUUCUGGUAGGCUGAGCUGUAAACAACAACAACAACAAAAAAAAAGAAGUUGCUCAUUUUAAACGCUGUACAUAUUAAAUCAUUGGCGUGCACAUAAACUCCUUUCUGUAUAAAUGGCGGUGUAUGUAAUAUAAUGUAAUGGUGGUACAUUAUGUUAGGUUGUGUCACCUAUGUAGCUCCGUCUGCCUCCUGAUUCCCAUCAACAGUGUGAGCUUCUGCGUAAUGUUAAGCUGACAUGUGGUAUAUAAAUACAUGGUAUCAAACAAGAAACCUGUAUGUGCAUAUAUAUAUGUAUAUACUGCAGUCAUAUUCACAGUGUUAAAUGUGAACUGGAUGGUAUGAAAAUAAAAUUAAUGUGAUUU